AAAUGUCAAGGCUGUGCUCAAGGAGAUGGCCUUAAAAGGAGAGCUUGGGGAAGGUUACGCGACGGGUAAUAAGAGGGACCCGAAAGCGAACACCUGGACCCGUCAUCAGGGAAAAGAACAGGGAAGGAGAAAAUCCGGGAAGGAUAACAACAAUCCGGAUAAAGAAUUCAUACAGAUGAUUGUCGGCGGCCCAGAAGGCGGGGAUACUGCCUCCCAGCGGAAGAACUGGGCCAGGAGCUUGCACGUGGCGGUGGUUUCCCUGGAGUCACAUGGGAAGCAGGCAAGGAGGGAACCUAUCACUUUCACUGAUAGGGAUCUGCCCAGGACGGGGGGAGAUCAUAAUGACCCUUUGGUUAUUUCAAUGGAUAUCAAUGGAGCAGAUGUGGCCAGGGUCCUGGUUGACACAAGAAGCAGUGUCAAUGUUCUAUACUUGGAUGCUUUCAAGAAAUUGAAGCUGGACAGGUCCAUGUUAAGACCAUUGCAAACUCCAUUGUCAGGCUUCACUGGAGCUAGCAUAGAAGCGGAAGGUCAGAUCACCUUACCAGUUACCUUGGGGUCGGGUAACAAAACAGUAACCAAGCAAAUGAGAUUUGUUGUGGUUGAUAUCAAGUGUGUACAUAAUGCCAUUCUUGGUAGACCUGGGAUCAACCAGGGCUGCAUUUGAAGCUACAAGUUCUUCAUGGGUCAUGUUUUGGGUGGUAUUUGACAUGGUGUUUGGUUGGGCUGAUUUGUUGACUUUGUGUGAUGUAUUUGGGAUGAAGUAUCAAGAAAGGUUUAGGAAAAGG
This is a messenger RNA of Cuscuta campestris, 785 nucleotides long. The record is from the annotation of a GenBank genome assembly. Lineage: Eukaryota; Viridiplantae; Streptophyta; Magnoliopsida; Solanales; Convolvulaceae.